CCGCGGCGUUGCCACGGAAACGGCUCAAAACACCAGGCGCAGUCGAGCAGCAAUGGCUACAAGUGUCCCGACUGUGCCUGGACGAAAGUCACUGCGGCGGCGGAGCGCGGUCCCGUGAACACCGCGGCGGACCUGGCGUUUGUUCCCCUGUGCACGUGAAUAAAACGCACGCGUUCGUAUCGCUGGAUUACGACGGAAUCCCGGGUCGUUGUCCGGUCCCAUUCAGCUCGCCGAGUUUGAAGCGGAUGGAGUAUAAGAGACUACGCCAUUCAUCGUCAUGAUAUGGCUCCUGAUUUGAAACAUCCUAGCACCAGUAUCUCAUGAACCACAACGAGAUCUCAGGAAACACUGGGGUGGUUUGAGCUCUACACUGCUGCAGCAGGAAUGAUCACGUCCUAUAUGAACGGCUAUGCACAGGAUGCCCCUGGUCAGGCCAAAAGCCACAGGGAGAGGGCUGUGGACUGUCCAGGAGAGGAAGGUAGCCUUGUUAAGUCUCCACAAUGCAGUGCCCACAUGGAGAGGAUCCAGCACUACCAGGAGGAGUUAAGGAAGAAGAGAGAGGACGAAAGCAGGGAGAAGCACAACAUUGAUCCCAACGCUUCACUGAGGCUCAAGAAGCUGUCACAGAACCCCAAGGUGGGCAUUGACAAUCCCACCUUCGAAGGGAAGGAAAAGGCGACCAAAGAAACAUGCUCCCAGGAUCAUGUAGCUGAAUAUGAAGAGUUCCUGCAGGCUCUGAAGUGUGUGCAGCAAUGCCUGACUGAUGCACAGAGCCAACAGGACGCCGAGCUGAUAAUGCAGCUCCUUACCAAGGAGGACUUCAGGACCGCCUACACCAUCUACUGUGCUGUGUCCCAACAGAUGAGCAGAGUCAGCCCCACCUCGCCUCUCACCGCCCAAGCUCAGGGCCUUUGCCAGGAGGUACAGAAGAUCCUCCAGUCCAGUCAACAGAAGGAAGGCGUGGAGCUCAAGACUCUGCUCACAAAUCCACAUCUUCAGGCACUGAUGCAGGCCCAUGACAGUGUGGCAGUGCAGGAGAUGGCAGAGGAAAAUGUGACCCAGUACCUUGGAGAGACGGUUAAACUGGUGCAGCUGGAAAAGGCCCAGGACACUCCACUGGGUGCAACAGUACGUAAUGACAUGGACAGUGUGGUGGUGAGCCGUGUGGUGAAAGGGGGAGCAGCGGAGCGGAGCGGCCUCCUCAGUGAGGGAGAUGAGAUCCUGGAAAUUAAUGGUGUUACAAUUCGUGGGAAGCAUGUCAAUGAAGUCCAUGACUUACUGCAACAUAUGCACGGCACGCUGACGUUCCUCCUGGUGCCGAGCUCUCAAGUCAAAGCUGCGCCGCACAGACAAACUGUGAUGCACGUACGAGCUUACUUCGACUAUGACCCGUCCGAUGACCCCUUUGUGCCAUGUCGAGAGCUGGGUCUGUCGUUCCAGAAGGGAGACAUCCUCCACGUCAUCAGCCAGGACGACCCUAACUGGUGGCAGGCCUACAGGGAUGGAGAUGAGGACAACCAGCCUCUGGCUGGACUCAUUCCUGGGAAAAGCUUCCAGCAACAGAGGGAGAGCUUGAAGAAGACUGUACCCGACAGAGGUCGAGAGCACCAAGGGAAGCUUUGGUAUCCAAAGAAGAACAAGAAACAGAGGAAGAAGAGCACAUCAAACUUCAGUAAAAAUGCCGACUACGACGAGAUCCUGACCUACGAGGAGAUGUCCCUCUAUCACCAACCCACCAAUCGGAAGCGGCCCAUAGCUCUGAUUGGUCCAACAAACAGUGGCCACGAUGAGCUACGACGGAGGCUUCUGUCAAUCGAACCAGAGAGGUUUGCUGUCGCUGUCCCACACACGACCAGAAGCCCAAGGAUACAUGAACAAAAUGGCAGAGAGUACCAUUUUGUGAGUCGGCCCGGCUUUGAAACGGACCUGGCAGCAGGGAAGUUCAUCGAGUCAGGAGAAUACGAGAAGAACCUGUACGGCACCAGCACAGACUCGGUCCGGCACGUUAUCAACUCUGGGCGCAUCUGUUUGCUCUGCCUUCACACCAGGUCGCUUCGAGUGUUGAGGUCUUCCAACCUUAAGCCAUAUGUCAUCUUCAUCGCUCCUCCUUCUCAGGAAAGACUACGCACCCUACUGGCCAAAGAAGGCAAAACACCCAAGCCGGAGGAGCUGAAGGAGGUCAUUGAGAAGGCCCGUGAAAUGGAGCACAGCUUCGGCCACUUCUUCGACGCGACCAUCGUAAACAUGGAUCCAGACCAGGCUUUCCAUGAGCUGCGCAGGCUGAUUGAAAAGCUGGACACUGAGCCGCAGUGGGUGCCCACGUCUUGGCUGUGCUAGAGGUCAGGGGGCUUUCUAAGAGGACUCUCAGGGCAGGAGAAGGUAAAUGAGGUAAGAUUGAAAAAUGAAGGACAGUGGGACAUCACUGGAUUCUCACCUGCACAUUCUCCUUGUUUGAUGAGGAGGUGAUUGUUACCACAUUGCAAAGACAGACUCAAGUUUCUAACUUUUCUUUUUGUGGGUGUGUGUCUUUGUGGUUGAUGUUCUUGUUUUAUUUCUUUCAGAUUUAUGAAAAAAAUAUUUACCCAACAAAUAGAAAUUUCUAUUGAACACUUAAUAGUUAUUUAUAAAUGUAAAUAUAUAUUUUCUAGACCAAAUAUUUUAUUGUUACAUUUUGUGUGGCAUAUACAAAAUGAGACACUCAACCAAGAGUGUUAACGCCGCAAUUCUUACAUGGCUGCCUGUUAAUGCAGAAAGACAAGCACUUGUGUAAAGGCGGCUGCAGUACGUCUUCCAUUGUAAUUGCUGUGCUCUGCAGUUUUGUGUUACUUCCUCUACAUCAGUGUCAGUAUUAUUGUGUUGUUCCAUCUCAACAAACCUUAAAUCUGAGGUUUUGUCUCUAGCUGAUACUCACUAUUAUCAUGCUGCAGAGUGCUGAUAAGGUUUAUUUAUAACAGUAUUUACAAUCCAUUUUAGUUAAAACUGGUGUAAAUUCCACAAAUACAGUGUGGCUUUUUGCAAGUAAUAAUUCAUAAGAAAAAUCCUGGAAAAAGUGUUAAUAAAGUCAGAUGCAUACAUGGAACAA
Messenger RNA from Betta splendens (Siamese fighting fish), 3082 nucleotides. RefSeq names its product protein associated with LIN7 1, MAGUK p55 family member b (gene pals1b). The record is from RefSeq and is a predicted model, not a curated record. Gene Ontology annotation, biological process: establishment or maintenance of polarity of embryonic epithelium; protein localization to plasma membrane; morphogenesis of an epithelial sheet. The coding region runs from base 385 to 2337 and encodes 650 amino acids. Lineage: Eukaryota; Metazoa; Chordata; Actinopteri; Anabantiformes; Osphronemidae. Gene Ontology annotation, cellular component: plasma membrane; adherens junction. Gene Ontology annotation, molecular function: protein binding. The transcript has 14 exons.